Molecule: messenger RNA, 2476 nt
Organism: Jaculus jaculus (lesser Egyptian jerboa)
Lineage: Eukaryota; Metazoa; Chordata; Mammalia; Rodentia; Dipodidae
Gene: Mxi1
Product: MAX interactor 1, dimerization protein
Exons: 6
Coding region: 1-894 (297 amino acids)
Biological process (GO): regulation of transcription by RNA polymerase II
Molecular function (GO): protein dimerization activity; RNA polymerase II cis-regulatory region sequence-specific DNA binding; DNA-binding transcription factor activity, RNA polymerase II-specific
Source: RefSeq, a predicted model, not a curated record
AUGGGCAAACGCGGGCGGCCGCGCAAGGAGGCGCGCGGCGAGGGCGAGGGCGCGGGGCUGGUCCCCGCCGCGCCCCCGGCCGUGCCCCCGGCCGCAGCCGCGCCCCAGCCCCCGGCCCAGCCCGACGAACCGGCGGGGGCCAAGCCCAGGUGCCCGUUCUCGGACAUUUUCAACACCAGCGAGAACUCGAUGGAAAAGCACAUCAACACUUUUCUGCAGAACGUGCAGAUUCUGCUCGAGGCCGCCAGCUACCUGGAGCAGAUCGAGAAAGAAAACAAAAAGUGUGAACAUGGCUACGCCUCAUCGUUCCCCUCCAUGCCGAGCCCCCGGCUACAGCAUUCAAAGCCCCCGCGGAGGUUGAGCCGGGCGCAGAAACACAGCAGUGGGAGCAGCAACACCAGCACUGCCAACAGAUCUACACACAAUGAGCUGGAAAAGAAUCGACGAGCUCAUCUACGCUUGUGUUUAGAACGCUUAAAAGUUCUGAUUCCACUGGGACCAGACUGCACCAGACACACAACACUGGGUUUGCUCAACAAAGCCAAAGCACAUAUCAAGAAACUUGAAGAAGCUGAAAGGAAGAGCCAGCACCAGCUUGAGAACUUGGAACGAGAACAGAGAUUUUUGAAGCGGCGACUGGAGCAGCUGCAGGGUCCCCAAGAGAUGGAACGAAUACGAAUGGACAGCAUUGGGUCAACUAUUUCUUCAGAUCGUUCUGAUUCAGAGCGAGAGGAGAUUGAAGUGGAUGUUGAAAGCACAGAGUUCUCCCAUGGAGAAGUGGACAAUAUAAGUACCACCAGCAUCAGUGACAUUGAUGACCACAGCAGCCUGCAGAGUAUUGGGAGUGACGAAGGUUACUCCAGUGCCAGCGUCAAACUUUCAUUCACUUCCUAGAACCCAGCAUGACGUAACAGUGCAGGGCAAAAUAUUCACUGGGCCAAUUCAAUACAAUCUCUUAAAUUGGGUUCAUGAAGUCUCCUCUUUAAAACUAAAUAAAACUAUACUUGAACAAAAGGGUCAAAAGACCUGUAUUUAAGCAAAAAGUGGGGAAGAAUCUCCCCAACAGAACAAAUAUUUAUAUUGGAAAAACCACAAUUUCCAAUGACAGCAGAAAAUUUGUGUGAAAUUAUCUUGAGUUGAUUUCAGAGGACAUUGGAGAUCCAUCCUAUUUCUUUUCUAGUUUGGUUAUAAUGAAUUGCGUAUAAACACUUAAGGGUAGGGGGUGUUAAGAACCCUUCCUAAGCUUUGUGGCCCUAAAAACAAAAUCAAACUUAAAUGAGAGAAAAGUCAAAAUAAUCAGGCAUUAAUGUUGGAUAGCUAAAGAGCUACUAAAACUCAGCCUGGGACAGUUUAUCAUGAAGCCUGUGGAUGAUCAAUUCUUUAAAAAGAUCAAUUAAAUAAAUAAUAAAGCUCAUUUCAUGCCUACAAAAGGAGAGACUCCCAUGAAGCCUUUUGAGAGAUCAUCAUGCAGCUCAGCUUUCUGUUGGAUUCCAUGCUAAGCAAGCUAACCUUAUCCUGCAUCGUUAGCAGUAGGGCACCCAACCGCCAGCUCACCGCCCCUAGGCAACAUGGGGACAGUCCAUGCAUGGCAGCCUCUAUCACACAGGCCUAGGAGUAUGGAUUUGGGGGCCAGAAGGAAAAAGCUCCACGUGCCUCCGUGUCUGCGUGGAUCUGAAGAGUUGUGCACACAGUUUAGCAGGCCAAGGUCUGAGCCACGGCAGCAUUUUUAUUUGAGGUUUUGAUAACUGUUUAUAUGUGUUGAAAACCAAAAUGACAUCUUUUUAAAGCUUGUCCAUAAGUAACAUAGAUGUCUUUUAUAGUGGAAAAAAACACAUGGGAAAAAUCAUCUAUUUUGAUGCAGCAUUUGAUAAUGAUUAAAACCCUCACACCUCACUCCUUAUAGUGCACAAAAUGAAUGAGGUCUGGGUUAGGUAGAAAAAAAGGUCAAUGCUGUUUUUGUUUUCUUUUAGGAACAGUACCUUUUACCAGCUUGUAACCAUCUGAUAUCCAUAGUAGACACACUAUCAUAGUUAACAUAGUUAAGUUCAGCACUUGUCUCAUUUUAACGUAAAGAUUUGCUUCCAUUUUCUACAUGCAAGUCUCUCUCCUGUCUCAUAAACCCACUGUGCAGGUGCUAUUGUUGCUCUUAUAUUUUCAGAAAUGUUAUUUUCUUCUAAGUGAAAUUUCUAGCCUGCACUUUGAUGUCAUGUGUGCCCUUUGUCUCAAACUCUCAAGGUUUCCCUCUGGUCCUCUCCUUUACCCUGGGAAGCCUUCCUGGAGACCUUACCCCCAGCUGUUUGGACUUUGUCUUUAAAUAAUUUAACUACCCUUAAGUACUUAAAAAAAGCUUUAUGAUUUUCAUAACUUAUUGCUGAUUUUAAUGGGUUGUUAAUUUCAGUCCUGUAGUUUUAUUUUAUGUUUAGAUAGGGCUGGGCAAGGAAAAAAGAAAAUAAAGACAACCAUAUUUAGCAGUGCA